GCGGAGUUGAAUGCCUGCGUUGGCAGGAGGCGCUGCGCCUGGGAGGGUCUCCAGGCGCGCGGGACCCGCAGAGUGCUGCGCCGCUGUCCCAGCCGCAGUAUUUAUCCCCAGCGGCUCUUUGUUGCCGGAAGAGCCGCCUGCUCUUAGCCCGCCCCCCCCCGCCCGGAGGCCACGUGGCUUUGUUUAUGGGCUCUGCUUGUUUUCCGAGGCGCCCGCGGCUCCCGCUCCUCCGGCUGUUGCACAACCGCGCGCGGGUGGAAACUUGAAGCCGCGCGGCGAGGCCGGGGCUCCCGCUGCCCCUCCGCGUCUGUCCCCUCCGCGCUCCCUCCCCGCCCCCAGGAGACGCAGCUGCCACCGCCGGGAGAGCAAGGCCCGGCGCUCCGGAAGCCGCGUCCCAUCCUCCCGUAGCUCCGGGGCUGGCGAGAAUGCAAACUUCAUGAUAGCUAGUCCGUCUUGUCUGCGCGGCAUCCCAGCACCUUGCCCGACCCGGAGUAGACAGCUGUUCAGUAACUAUUUGCUGUGUGAAUAGGUAAAUGGAUGUGGGAGGCUGCUGGCACCAGCGUAGCGUCUUGCCCUUCAUGACUUCUAGUUAUGAUGCUCCACGUUCUGAGCCAUUUGGCAAUCAGAUUGGACAGAGCAAUCACAGCAGAAUGAAAAUUCCAUGCUCAAGAAUUAGCUUCCAAGUGGAUUCGUCCAUAUUCCUUCUUCUGCAGCCACCAGAAUCUUCCAUUCCACUGACUCUGUGCCAUCUUUAAGGCUCAGAGUAGACAAAGAAAUUGUGCAUGUCUUGGGAGGGUAUAUGUUGGAAGAGGAAGAUGUUUUUUCAUAAAAUCUGUUUUCAAGUAACCAGGUUUAAUAAUCACUAGUUACACGUCAGUAAGCUACAUUUCUGUAGAAGCCACAGAAGGCAGGCAAUUUGGAUUUUUUUUUUUUUAAGAUUUUUAUUGGGGAAUUGGGGGAUGGGAACA
Messenger RNA from Hipposideros armiger (great roundleaf bat), 968 nucleotides. Its product is annotated as proline-rich receptor-like protein kinase PERK2. The coding region runs from base 11 to 529 and encodes 172 amino acids. NCBI's taxonomy places the organism in Eukaryota, Metazoa, Chordata, Mammalia, Chiroptera, Hipposideridae. The record is from RefSeq and is a predicted model, not a curated record. The transcript has 2 exons.